Molecule: messenger RNA, 1298 nt
Organism: Pyrus x bretschneideri (Chinese white pear)
Lineage: Eukaryota; Viridiplantae; Streptophyta; Magnoliopsida; Rosales; Rosaceae
Product: deaminated glutathione amidase, chloroplastic/cytosolic
Exons: 9
Coding region: 73-1032 (319 amino acids)
Molecular function (GO): hydrolase activity, acting on carbon-nitrogen (but not peptide) bonds, in linear amides
Source: RefSeq, a predicted model, not a curated record
AAAAAUACAAACUGUCCGACGUGGCCAUUGCCUAAACAUUUCCGGCUGACUAUUCGAUGGCAGAGACCGAGGAUGCCGUUUUGUCUUUCCCUACCUAAUUAUCGUGUCAGCCCACUCCUCCGAGACGGCGCUCUGAUCCGUUCCCAGUCCGCCCGCGUCAUUAUCGCUGGAGAGUCGAACAUGGCUGCCAAUUCACUCAGAGUCGCCGCCGCCCAAAUGACCUCCAUCAACGACCUCGCCGCUAAUUAUGCCACUUGCUCUCGCCUCGUCAAAGAAGCAGCUGCUGCCGGAGCAAAAUUGAUUUGCUUUCCGGAAAGCUUUUCAUUUAUUGGUGCCAAAGAUGGUGACAGUCUGAAAAUAGCAGAACCUCUAGAGGGUCCAAUUUUGCAGAAGUACUGCUCCCUGGCAAGAGAAUCUGGGAUUUGGUUGUCACUUGGAGGGUUCCAAGAAAAGGGGUCGGAUGAUGAACAUUUGUCUAACACCCAUGUUGUUGUUGAUGAUGCUGGGAACAUCAGAAGUACUUACAGAAAGAUUCACUUGUUUGAUGUGGAUAUUCCUGGUGGAAGGGUGUACAAGGAAGGCAGCUUUACCGAACCUGGGAAGAAUGUUGUGGCAGUUGAUAGCCCUAUUGGCCGUUUGGGUUUGACGGUAUGCUAUGAUCUGAGAUUCCCGGAGAUUUACCAGCUGCUCAGGUUCCAACAUGAUGCACAGAUUCUUUUGGUACCUUCAGCCUUCACCAAAGUAACUGGGCAGGCGCACUGGGAGAUUCUUCUACGUGCUCGUGCAAUUGAGACUCAAUGCUACGUCAUAGCUUCUGCACAAGCUGGGCAGCAUAAUGAUAAUAGAGAAAGCCACGGAGAAACUUUAAUUAUUGAUCCUUGGGGAACAGUUGUUGGCCGACUGCCCGAUCGACGGUCAACAGGGAUUGCUAUAGCCGAUAUCGACUUCUCAUUGAUUGAUUCAGUGAGAGAAAAAAUGCCAAUUGCCAAGCACCGGAAGCCUGUCGAGUUCUGGAAAUCUGCAUCCCUUUGAUUUUUGGGACGGUUUUCCCUGUGAGCCCUUUUGCUACAAAGACUAAGAGCCAUUCGGAACUUCUGCUGUACUUGUAGAUGAAGAAUAACGCAGCGAGUCGAAUCUUUAGGAUGUUACUAUAGGAAUGACGGGCGUCGAUGCAGCUCAAAUCAAGGGAUUAUUUCUUAUUUUGUAGUUGAUUCUGUGUACACUUUUAUUAUAGCUUUCUUAUUCGAACUUCAAUCUCAUUAGAAUUAAUAAAGCCUGUUUAAAGAUUUGUAGCUUCA